Molecule: messenger RNA, 2399 nt
Organism: Saccostrea echinata
Lineage: Eukaryota; Metazoa; Mollusca; Bivalvia; Ostreida; Ostreidae
Product: dynein regulatory complex protein 1-like
Exons: 20
Coding region: 51-2249 (732 amino acids)
Biological process (GO): regulation of cilium movement; cilium-dependent cell motility; axonemal dynein complex assembly
Cellular component (GO): axonemal dynein complex; axoneme
Source: RefSeq, a predicted model, not a curated record
GUGACCCAGCAUAGCAACGCAGCAAACUGAAGAAAAACCAACAAAAAGAUAUGAGUUCUAGCGGAGAGGAGGAUGAAAUAGGGCCAAGUGUCGAUUCUAAUGACCCAGAGGAAAGAAUUCAGGCUCGGCGAGAGAGAAUUAAACGGCGUAUCGAAGCUGCCAAGAGAGCUGAACUAGGUGAAGAUCCUAAUGAAAAGAAAGAGGUAAAAGAAGAACUUAGUAAGAGUAGAAAACAAGUUGAACAGAGUCGACUGCGUUUAACAAAGUUGAAGCAAGAUGGCAAUGAGUUGGUGACUAACAUUCGUGUUGCUGGAGAUGCUCGAGAAGCUGCCAGACGUGCAGAAGAUGAUGAUGCAAAGAGACAGAGAAAAGAGAGGCUUGAACAGGAAGCUAAAUCAGGUGCAGAAAAGUUUGAAGAGAUCACAAAGAAAUGGGAACAAGCUUUACAAAAGGAAAUUCCACAAUCUCUAUACCAGAUGUUAAGACAGCAGAAGGAUGCAUGUAAAGCAAUUGUUUUAGACAAAAACAAACUCAUUAAAGACUUUCAAGAGGAACUGCAAAAGAAAGAUGACUUGUAUAUAAAAGACCUGAAGAAACAAGCAGAUGAUAUUGAUUUGAUGAUUGAGAGAAUGGAAGAACAGAUUAAAAGUUUGAGUACAUCCUACAAAACUGAAAUUGAAGAAAUUGAGAGAGCUUUUGUGGCAGAGAGAAAUGAGUUAUUAGAACAGCACAAGAAGAAAUGGGAAGAAAGGAUGGAGAACCGAAGACAGAAGGAAAUUGAAUACAUGAAAGCCAGAGAGAAAAGGGUGGAAGAUUAUGAACAACAGCUCCAUAACAUACGAGUCCAGGAUGCUGAAGAAUACAAUCGGAUAAAGAUCAGGAUGGAAACUGAUGUCCAGAUUCUGGAGCAGCAGUUGCAGCAAAUGAGAGCCACUUACCAACUAAACCAGGAAAAACUAGACUAUAACUUCCAAGUGCUGAAAAAGAGAGAUGAAGAAAACCAAAUCACUAGGAACCAGCAAAAGAGGAAAAUUACAAGAUUACAAGAUGUUCUGAAUGGACUGAGAAUAAAGAUUGCAAAACAAGAGAAACAAUACAAGGAUGAGAACCAACAGUUAACGGAGGAUUACAAGAGAAUUACAGAACAAUUUAGAGAUCUUCAAAGAAAAUCCAGGCAUUUUAUACAGGCAGAUGGUAAGAAGUUUGAGGAUGUUUGGUGUAUGAAUGAAGCAGAAUGUAAAGAGCUGGUACACACCCUGAUGGAGGCUGACAGAAUCAUUCAUGAGCAACAACUGGGAAUGCAAUACCAAGUCCCAGAUCUGAGCUUCAUGGAGAAUGUGGGUCCUAUCAAGAGCAAAUCUGAUGAAAAAGGAGGUAUGUCAGCUCAGCAGCUGGUACAGGAAAUCAUGUCACAGACGGGAAGCCAUGGUGAUAAAGAAGAGGAAGAGGAAGAUGAUGACAUUCCAUCAGACAGGAAGCUCCCAAAGAGUACACUACUGUCCAAAAUAUCUGCCAACACUGUCAAAAGUGUACUGGAACUUCUUUGUGAUGAAUCAGGAUUCUUGGUUGAAUCAAAACUGAACAAACUUUUGGCCCCAUUGGAGAAAGAUGAGAGAUCGUUAAUGAAAUUGGAUGCUAUCUUUAGUGGUUUGGGAAUUGACACAGAGGAUGAUGUCCAUCUAUUAGCCAGUUAUUUCAUGCAUGUCAAGGGAGGCAAAAAACAGGAAGAAGAGGAGGAAGAGAAAGAAACUACAAUAGAGGAUACACAAACAGAGGGAGACAUGGAUGACAUUGAUGCUGAAAUCAGGAAACUGACAGGGAAGGAAGGUGAUGUUGAUUCCUCCAAGAGUGAAACAAUAGAGUUGAUCCACCCUAAUGAAGUGAUGAAGGCUUUACGAGCUUUUGUUGAAGAGAACAGGCAACCAGCCAAAGAAAAGGUGAAACAGUCGCAAUUUAAGAUUGCCUCUUUGGAAGAGAGGGAUAGCUCUGAGGAUUCUGACUACUGGGCUAGCUAUGCCAAGCUGGUAGAUGACAAAAAAGAAAGGCUCUGGGAUGCUCUGCUUGAAGGACUUGAAAAAUAUAGUGAAGUUCUAACAUCCAGAGCAAGUCUCAUUAAUGAGACUGAUGCACUCCGACAACAAAAUGCAGAGCUGAGAAUGUUACUUCACCAAUAUGUUAAUUCUAAGGUUAAUCAAGAACUUGAGAUUCCACCAACAAGAGUUCUGCAGCUAGAAAUGAAUCCAAGAUAAAAAUAAAUUAUUCUUGAGUCACAAACUGUUUCAGAGAGAAAAAAUCUUUCAAUGUGAUUCAUCCAAAUUCCUGAUUUAAAUUUAUCAUGAGAAAAGUGUGAUAUUUCAUAUUAUCUGUAUGUAUAUUUUGUAAAUAAAAGUUUGAUCAAA